CAUAAUUGAAUAUUUUACGCUUGAUAUGCAUAGGUUUAUUCGAGGUGUUUUUGCACGAAACGAAAGAAUUUGGCGUCGCGCUGUGCCCCGAGAUAUCCGAGAACAGAGAUGUUAUUCGUUAAAGUUGAUGACUAUUCAGGUUAGGAAAUCUGUCACAUCGAUAGCAUAGAGGGACACGAGACAUAAAAGUACCUAAAACAGCAAGAAAUACCUAAAACGUACAUGUAUGUGGCUAUAAAGCAUGAAAAUGUGACUGCAGCUCACCUAUUUCCUAACUCUAAUAAUCGUUAACUUUAACGAUUAAUAUCUUGGUUCGUGGGGCAGAGCAAUGCUUAUUUCUACUAGAUUCUUUCACUUCAUGCAAAAACGCAUCGAGCACGCAUUGAUCCUGACACAAUUAACAUUGCCAUGGAAAUAUGAUUCUUCUAAAUGGAAUUUGUGGCGAAUGUAUAGAACACGAGCAAAUCAUAAAACCAAAGAAUACGAAGGUCGCAAAUUAGUGGGCUUUUCAAUGGAGAAAAUGUACUACGUAGUUGCUGAUGUAGGAAAUUAUAAAAAUUUUUUACCCUUUUGCAAAAAAUCUGAAAUUACUUUGAAAACCAAAGACUUCUUGAAGGCCAAUUUAGUAAUUGGGUUUCCACCUAUAAAUGAAAAUUAUACUUCAAUGGUGACUACAGUAUAUCCAAGGCUAGUUAAAGCUGAAUGUAAGGAUGGCAGAUUGUUUCAUCAUUUAGAUACCUUGUGGUUGUUUAGUCCUGGACUGAAAAAUAAUCUAGAAACAUGUGUAAUCGACUUCUCCUUGUCUUUCGAGUUUAAGUCUACCAUUUAUUCUCAUUUGUCAAAUUUAUUUUUUAAUGAAAUUGUGAGGCAAAUGGAGAACGCUUUCCUUGAAGAGGCUGUAAAUAGGUAUGGCCAGCCAUGUUUAAAAACAGUACGGCUACAAAGAUGACACAAGAUAUCUAUAGAAAUCAUUGAAUAUAGAUAAUAUUUUUUUGGCUUAAUGAAUCUAUUGUGUUACUUAAU
Molecule: messenger RNA, 1023 nt
Organism: Mycetomoellerius zeteki
Lineage: Eukaryota; Metazoa; Arthropoda; Insecta; Hymenoptera; Formicidae
Product: coenzyme Q-binding protein COQ10 homolog B, mitochondrial
Exons: 5
Coding region: 329-949 (206 amino acids)
Biological process (GO): cellular respiration
Cellular component (GO): mitochondrion
Molecular function (GO): ubiquinone binding
Source: RefSeq, a predicted model, not a curated record